AUGGAGGCCUCCACUCACUGGUCGGAUUUACCCACGGCCCCCAGCCUGAAGAACCUCACGGACGGAGGCUUCGGGGUCCUGAAGGAGAACCAGCUCCCGGCGAUCCAGGACCUGACCCGCGCCCACAUCGAGAGCUUCAACCAGGCGAUGACAGACGGACUGAGCCGCGUGGUUCAGGCGAUCCCCCCCUUGGAGUUCACGUUCAAGAAUGACCGCAUCAGUCUGGCCUUUGCGGACGCCACCGUCUUUGCUCCCAUGGUGACCAAAGGAAACGUGUGCAGAGAGAUGAGAGUGUUUCCAGCCGAGUGCAGAGGCCGCCGCUGCACCUACAGAGGGAAACUGGUGGCCGACGUGUCCUGGUCCAUUAACGGCGUUCCCAGAGGGAUCAUCAAACAGUCUCUGGGUCUGAUCCCGAUUAUGGUGAAGUCUCAGAUGUGUAACCUCCACGGCCUGACGCCCAAACAGCUGGUGGAGCACCACGAGGAGGCAGAGGAAAUGGGAGGUUAUUUCAUUGUGAAUGGCAUCGAGAAGGUGAUCCGGAUGCUGAUCAUGCCGAGGAGAAACUACCCCAUCGCUAUGGUCCGACCCAAGUGGAAGAGCAGAGGCCAGGGCUACACGCAGUACGGUAUUUCUCUGCGCUGUGUGAGAGACGAGCACUCUGCCAUCAACAUGAACCUGCACUAUCUGGAGAACGGCACCAUCAUGUUAAACUUCAUCUACCAGAAAGAGCUCUUCUUCCUCCCCAUCGGCUUCGCUCUCAAGGCCCUGGUGAACUACUCCGACUUCCAGAUUUUCCAGGAGUUGGCAAAAGGUCAAGAGGAGAACUCGUUUUACAAGAGCUGCGUGUCGGAGAUGCUGCGGAUAGUGUCGGAGGAGGGCUGCACCUCUCAGAGCAAAGUACUCGAGUAUCUGGGAGAGCGUUUCAGAGUGAAGCUGCAGCUGCCGGACUGGUACACCCACCAGCAGUGUGCCCAGUACCUCCUGCACGAGUGCGUGUGCAUCCACCUGAACUCGGACAUAGAGAAGUUCCACAUGCUCUGCCUCUCGACCCGGAAGCUCUUCACUUUCGCCAAGCAGGAAUGUAUGGAGGAGAACGCCGACAGCCUCAUGAGUCAGGAGGUCAUGACGCCCGGACAGCUCUACCUCAUGUUCAUGAAGGAGCGUCUGAUCACGUGGAUGGGGACGGUGAAAAUGUCAAUGGAGAAAAGAGGCAGCCGCUUAAACACAGCCCUGACCAACGAGAGCAUGAUGAAGAUUCUCAACAUGGGGACCGACGUCACCAAAGCCUUCGAGUAUCUGCUCGCCACCGGAAACCUGGUCUCCAAGUCGGGCCUGGGGAUGCUGCAGGGCACCGGUCUCUGCGUCGUCGCCGACAAACUGAACUUCAUCCGGUACCUGUCGCACUUCCGCGUGGUGCACAGAGGAGCCGCCUUUGCCAAGAUGCGGACGACCACGGUGCGAAAGCUGCUGCCUGAGUCCUGGGGCUUCCUGUGCCCCGUGCACACGCCUGACGGAGAGCCCUGCGGCCUCAUGAACCACAUGACGGCGAGCUGCUACAUCGUGACCCAGAGCCACGCCACCAUCGGCCUCAGCGCGCUGCUCUGCUCUCUGGGAAUGACCCCUGUGGACGGAUGCCCCACUCAGCCCUACUCCCAGUGUUACCCUGUGCUCCUGGACGGGGCGGUGGUCGGCUGGGUGGAGGCGGAACUGGCUCCAGUCGUGGCAGAAACGCUGAGGAGGUUCAAGGUGCUGCAGCAGAAGCGGAUCCCGGCCUGGACUGAGAUCGUGCUGGUGCCUCAGACGGGGAAGGCCAGUAUCUACCCAGGACUGUUCCUCUUCACCACGCCCUGCAGGAUGAUGCGGCCGGUCAGGAACCUGGCCCUGGGGAAGGACGAGCUCAUCGGCACCUUUGAACAGCUGUUCAUAAACGUGGGCGUCCUGGAGAGCGAGGUCGAGGCUGGGGUCACCUCUCAUCAGGAGCUCUUCCCUCACUCCAUGCUCAGCGUCGUGGCCAACUUCAUCCCCUACUCCGACCACAACCAGAGCCCGCGCAACAUGUACCAGUGUCAGAUGGGUAAACAGACGAUGGGCUUCCCGCUGCACUCCUUCCUGGAUCGCUCUGAUAAUAAACUGUACCGGCUGCAGACCCCCCAGAGCCCCCUGGUGCGGCCCUACAUGUACGACCACUACAGCCUGGACAACUACCCCAGUGGAACCAACGCCAUCGUGGCCGUCAUCUCCUACACCGGCUACGACAUGGAGGACGCCAUGAUCGUGAACAAGUCGUCGUGGGAACGGGGCUUUGCACACGGCUCCAUCUACAAAACCGUGGUGGUGGAUCUGUGCGACAAAGUGCGAAGAGAGGAGUCGCUGGUGUUCGGCCUCAAACCCGGAGACACCAAAGUCCAGGACAAACUGGACCAAGACGGCCUCCCCUUCAUCGGCUCCACGCUGCAGUACGGAGACCCCUUCUACUCCUACAUCAACCUCAACACCGGUGUGACCGCCACCAACUUUUACAAGUCGCAGGAGGCGUGUGUUGUGGACAACAUCAAAGUCUGCAGUAACGACAUGGGCACAGGUCGCUUCAACCGCGUCUGCAUCACCACACGCAUCCCACGAAACCCGACCAUCGGAGACAAGUUCGCGAGUCGCCACGGUCAGAAGGGCAUCCUGAGCCGGCUGUGGCCCACGGAGGACAUGCCCUUCACCGAGAGCGGCAUGACCCCCGACAUCCUCUUCAACCCGCACGGCUUCCCCUCACGUAUGACCAUCGGGAUGCUCAUCGAGAGCAUGGCGGGUAAGUCUGGCGCUCUGCACGGUCUGAGUCACGACGCCACGCCCUUCACUUUCUCUGAGGACUGCUCCGCUCUGGAAUACUUCGGGGAGAUGCUGAAAGCCGCGGGGUACAACUACUACGGGACUGAGCGCCUGUACAGCGGCAUGAGCGGGCUGGAGAUGGAGGCCGACAUCUUCAUCGGCGUCGUCUACUACCAGCGCCUGCGUCACAUGGUUUCCGACAAGUUCCAGGUCCGGACGACGGGAGCAAGAGACCGCAUCACCAACCAGCCCGUCGGAGGUCGCAACAUCCAGGGAGGGAUCCGCUUUGGGGAGAUGGAGCGGGACGCGCUGCUGGCUCACGGCUCGUCCUUCCUGCUCCACGACCGACUCUUCAACUGCUCGGACCGCAGCGUGGCCCAGGUGUGCGUGGACUGCGGGAGCCUGCUGUCGCCGCUGCUGGAGAAGCCGCCGCCGCAGUGGUCACACAUGAAGCAACGCAACACGGUUUGUUUACUGUGCGGCAAGAGCGAGAGCAUCGACACCGUGUCCGUGCCCUACGUCUUCAGGUACUUCGUGGCCGAGCUGGCGGCGAUGAACAUCAAGGUGAAGCUCGAGGUGAAGUGA
This is a messenger RNA of Knipowitschia caucasica, 3405 nucleotides long. Lineage: Eukaryota; Metazoa; Chordata; Actinopteri; Gobiiformes; Gobiidae. The record is from the annotation of a GenBank genome assembly.